Desarmillaria tabescens is the source of this 1107-nucleotide messenger RNA. Its product is annotated as orotate phosphoribosyltransferase. NCBI's taxonomy places the organism in Eukaryota, Fungi, Basidiomycota, Agaricomycetes, Agaricales, Physalacriaceae. Gene Ontology annotation, cellular component: cytoplasm. The coding region runs from base 125 to 787 and encodes 220 amino acids. Gene Ontology annotation, biological process: 'de novo' pyrimidine nucleobase biosynthetic process; pyrimidine nucleotide biosynthetic process; pyrimidine ribonucleoside biosynthetic process. Gene Ontology annotation, molecular function: orotate phosphoribosyltransferase activity. The transcript has a single exon. The record is from RefSeq and is a predicted model, not a curated record.
CGAAUGAAUAGUCGCCUCAGUGAUAGCGUUCAGCAGGGCUGAACGUGGCUGUGUUUCUCUGACCGCGGUUCCGGGUCUUCGGGCCGAUCGCAAAAUUUCGCUGCCUUAACCACCACCACCGAAAAUGACCACCGCGCUCAGCGACUCCCAAGCGCGCCUAAUCACCCAUGCAAUGUCCGUGGGGGCAUUGAAAUUCGGCUCAUUCACGCUCAAAUCCGGACGACAGUCACCGUACUUCUUUAACUCUUCGCUCCUCUCAUCGGGUUCCACCUUGUCUGUCUUGGCUACUGCUCUUGCCGACACCCUGGCCGAUGUAGGCAAUUUCGAUGUAUUAUUUGGCCCUGCAUAUAAGGGAAUACCUUUGGGUGCAAUUACUGUUGUCAAGCUGUUUGAGAAGCACGGACGGGAUGUGGGCAUGGCCUAUGAUCGAAAGGAGGCCAAGGAUCAUGGGGAAGGCGGAAUGCUUGUCGGAGUGCCGAUGACGGGAAAGAAAGUAGUCAUUGUAGACGAUGUCAUGACGUCUGGAAAGGCUAUCAGGGGCGCCAUCGAUGCCGUACGGAGCGCUGGAGGCGAAGUGGUCGGGGUAGUUCAAUGUCUUGAUAGAGAAGAGGUUGGACGAGAGGGUGGAACGAGCACAGUCCGGGAGAUAGAAGAAGUUGUAGGAUGUGGCAAGGUGCGGGCGAUACUCAAGAUGCGAGAUUUAAUGAGAUGGCUCGAAAGUGAGGGAAAGACGCAUGAACUGGAUGACAUGAAAGGAUAUUGGGAACGCUAUGGCAUCAAGGACUGAGGAUAGCAUUUAAAUAGAUGGUGGAUAUACUCAUGGUUGUCCAAGAGAACGGAGAAAGCGAUAGAGAUUCAUCCUUCUGUUGACGAUAGUGGCCACCAUAAAUCGACUAUUUAUCUAAAUAAGUAUAGGAUUUCUUCUUUAUCAACUUUGUAAAGGAGAACUCACCAACACACCCGUCAAAACUGUUUAGAGAGUGGUCACUGAUGGGAACCCAGCUAGAGAUCAAACACGCGUUGCCCCAAUCUAGCGCGUCUCACCGCAAAGAACGCUUCGUUGAAGCCAAAAUAUAGUCUAGAAAGCAACAGAUUUACGUUACAAAG